This is a messenger RNA of Exophiala oligosperma, 1412 nucleotides long. RefSeq lists its product as uncharacterized. The coding region runs from base 429 to 1256 and encodes 275 amino acids. NCBI's taxonomy places the organism in Eukaryota, Fungi, Ascomycota, Eurotiomycetes, Chaetothyriales, Herpotrichiellaceae. The transcript has a single exon. The record is from RefSeq and is a predicted model, not a curated record.
CCUGACAUUACUUUACAUGCCUAGACCUAGGUACAGUGUUUGCAUGUGUCAACGUCUUGAGAAAAGUCAACUUUAUUUUACUCUUACUAUAUUUUGUGGUCAUCACUCCCAAAUGGCUUGUCUUUAUCGAGUACCAAAUAUCGACAAAAUUCAAAUGUUUCGUUCCACGAGUAACACGGGACAGACAGAGACAAACACAACUAGCACCCCACAUACAACACACGAGAACCGAAUCGACGUUGGUUAUACAUUAACUGAAUCAAUACAAGUACAACAAGUAUACGACUGCGUCAGCAAUACAGCUACAAAGGACAUGAAAUGAAAAAAGGGGUUCAAGAGCAUUUUACUUGUUAGCUCUAGACUUGAAAGAAGCCGUGCUCGAUGAAAUCCGUCUCUCCACAGUACGGAUAAGAAACUCUCGAAUUACGAUGGCUUGGGCGUUGGUCACGCCCUCCUCGCGAGGCAUCGGGUUUGCCUUGACGAGGCAUCUCCUUUGGACGUUGCCCGCGGGCGUACCAAUCGUGGCGACGGCGAGGUCGAACGUGUCAGGCACCAAGGAGGAGCUCUUGUCGGGGUUGGAGGACGUGUCGGAUGAACAGGCUUCGCGUCUGGACGUGUGUGAAUGUGACGUCCUCUCCGAGUCCUCGAUAUCGGAACUGGCCGAGUAUUGCAAGGGGAAAUACAACGACCGAACACGAAACAAGACGGCACACCUACGUCUGGGGUUCAUGAUUCCUGGCAUGUUGGUCCCGGAAAAGGCCCCGGACAAGGUGGAAUACGAGUCGGCACUGCAGAUGUUGAAGUUGAAUCUGCUUGCUCCCAUGAUGCUCGUCAAACAUUUUUCUCGGUUCUUGCCGCGAAAAUCGGUGACUCUCGAACAGUACCAGGACGGCGGCAGCAGUCUUCUUCCACGCUCGGCCGUGUUGGCGCUCAUGAGCGCCAGGGUCGGGUCGAUCGGGGACAAUCGUCUGGGAGGGUGGUACACUUACCGGUCUUCGAAAGCUGGCCUGAAUCAGUUUGUCAAGUCGACCGACAUCUACCUGAAGAUGCAGAGUUCCGAAAACGCCAUGUGCGUGGGUCUCCACCCUGGCACCGUCAAGACCGGUCUGAGCGAGGAGUUUUGGGAAAGCACUCCCAAGGAGAAACUGUUCAGUCCGGAAUUCAGCGCGGAGAGGUUGAUCGACGUCGUCAAUGGUUUGGGGCAAGAUGGACGAGGGAAGUGUUGGGACUGGGAUGGUAAAGAGAUCCCCGCCUGACACAGACGUACACGCAUGAUUACAGAGAAUGUUACUGCGCCGUGUACUCUGUACCGUGGACGCGGUUGUCGGAAGGCUUAGUCAGACGUAGGCGAGCGCUGUGUCGAAAUGAACUGAGGUAUGAACGAAUUGCAUGCAAAUACACAGACACAAAAG